GGUAUGUACCUACCUACCGGUACCAUAUACCAUAUGUACAUGUAUGUAGGUUGAUAUUGUAUACUUCAAGUUCUACAUAUAUACCUUGGCACAUAUCAAGUUACUUACAAGUGACAUAUUGCUUGCCGAAAAUUAUCAACUCAACCGCGCAGGCAAAGGUGGCAAUUCGUGGAUCGUAUAAUCAUAUCCAUACUAUCGGACUAUUCAGGUCUUGUCUCAAAUUACAGGCCUUGAUAUAAAAUCUACAUUUGCCUCUUUCAGCUUCUUCUCGCAUUUGAUAAACCUUGAAUGGUUUAGUUCCGUACCCUCCAACAAGCCGCUAGGGUAACAAAUUUUCGAGAUCUCGCCUUCCACCCCCUGUUAGUGCCACAUUUUGUCGUGAUUAGAUAUUCAAUAUCAUAUCAAUUCAACAUGGGUUUGCCCUUUCAGUGCCUUAGUCGGCUGGGGGGGAACACGCUAUUCUGCGCCGCGAGGGGAUGCAGCAUUCAGACAUACGAUCUCGGCGUGAGCUCUCACUCCUUGUUUUCAUGGACUCACCCGUCCUUAAAACAAGCUGUAAAUGUCGACGAGACCGAAGAUGCGCAUGACGGUUCAGAGGAUGGAACACGGACGGGGCAGCAGCCGCCGUCAAAACGGCGCAAGUUAGCUUGUGACGAUGUUGAGUUGAACGGCGCCGCAGAGACUGGCCAGGGAAAGCCAGAUGCGCCAACAAGUGGGAGCAAGAGUCAGAAGAAAGGCAGAACAAACCGGCAGCCGCCAACGCCAGAUAUGCCCUUCGUAGUUCUUCUGACGGCAACCGAAGAUGGGAGCCAUGUGAUAGCAGUGACGGGGCAAGACAAGACGCUUUGGGUUUUCGAGCAUGACGGCAAAGGGUCACUUAAAGAAAUCAGUCAACGAGCUAUGCCUAAGCGUCCGUGUUCUCUCACUCUCACCGCUGAUGGACAGACAAUCCUCAGCGCUGAUAAAUUUGGUGACGUCUACGCAUUGCCUCUGAUCGCACAAUCAGAAGAAGUUAUUUCCGCCUCAACACCAGCACCGGUUACCCCUGAACCGUUGCGUGGGGCAAAUGUCUUGACGGUGCAUUCACAGCGCAAUCGACGAGCGCUCGAGGACCAGCAGCGCCAACGUGAGGCCAACGCAAAGCGAGAUCUCCCCAAGGACGGUCCUCAAUUUGCGCAUGAGGUUCUGCUCGGCCACGUGUCGCUGCUAACGUGUGUCCUGACCGCAAAAGACGCACAAGGCAGACCAUACGUUAUCACGGCCGACCGCGACGAGCACAUCCGUGUUUCCCGCGGCAUUCCCCAGUCUCACAUCAUCGAGACGUAUUGUCUAGGGCACGGGUCCUUCGUCGCAGCGCUCUGUAACCCCCGCUCUCGGCCUGGCGUUUUGAUAUCUGGGGGCGGGGAUAACUCGCUCUUCGUGUGGGACUGGCUGGCGGGGAAGUUGCUAGGCACUGUUGAUUUGUUGGCCCACGUUCGCGAAGUCCUGCCAGAUGCAACCAAGAUCGCAGUCACGAAACUGAUAUCGUACGUCAUGGGAGAUGAAUGCUUUGUAGCAGCUAUAUGUGAACGGACUCCAGCGAUCUUCGUCUAUGAGCUUCAAGCCGACAAUUCCGUCUUACAUAGACUCACGCUCACAGUGCACGGAAAUCCUCUAGAUAUCAUGACCAUUGGCUCAACGGAGCUGUCUCUGCUAGUAGCAACAGAUGUACCAGACGGUGACGGACAAAUAUCAGUGUUCGAGCGUGACGGAACGGCCUGGGUACCUCGGCAACAUAUCCAUGACACUACCAACUCGUCAAACAAACAGCCGCCUCUCUCCUGUGAUGAUUUAGACAAGUUGAUAUACACAGUUGAGAAUCUGCGCAAAACGGGUAAUGACGAAGGUGGGUAUGAAGGCACCUCAGAGAUGCCUGAGCAAAGCUCAGAAACAAGGGAAUAAGCUAGUCAACAAGUCUAAGACUGAUUGGUUCUAUUACAAUUACGAUAGAAGGGUCAUGUAUGCCUGACGAACAUCUCACUGUUCAUAAUAAUUGUGUCUUUGUAUUAGCGUUGAAGAAAGAGUCGUACAUGAACCAGCUAGAACCAGAGGUAUAUUGGCGCAUCAUCUAGGUAGUAAGCUAGCCGUCAUGACUUCUAUUGCGAUGUUAUGACUAAGCGUCUAUAUUCCUCGAUAUUGCAAGUCAACCAACGAUGCCUUUCGUAAAAGUGCUAUGAAGAUGACAGGGAUUUCGGUGGCCAAUAAUUUGCCCAUAUGUAGUUACAUGGCUUGCAUGUACAUAUAACCACCGGAAAUAUGUAGAUAAAUAUGGCAGGGUGCCAUCAUGGCACUUAUUGAACCACUUAACUGGGCCUGUUUUCAAUCAUCUUUGAGCAACUUCAGUUUCAGAAUGCAAAUGUCAAUUAAACAACGGCAGUUGUCCCUAUCCCUCUAUGUCCUAUCUGAACGCCUGCUUCACAACGCAACACGACACAAAAGGAAUAUGCUCAGAAGAUGAGCGCGGUCGCCACAGAAUCAUAUCAUAUAAGCUCUUAGGCAGAGAUAUAAUCUGUAUACCCCUUGUCGCUUUU
Messenger RNA from Xylaria bambusicola, 2570 nucleotides. RefSeq lists its product as uncharacterized. The transcript has 3 exons. Gene Ontology annotation, molecular function: protein binding; tRNA (guanine(46)-N7)-methyltransferase activity. Gene Ontology annotation, cellular component: nucleus; tRNA methyltransferase complex; cytosol. NCBI's taxonomy places the organism in Eukaryota, Fungi, Ascomycota, Sordariomycetes, Xylariales, Xylariaceae. The coding region runs from base 412 to 1941 and encodes 509 amino acids. The record is from RefSeq and is a predicted model, not a curated record. Gene Ontology annotation, biological process: RNA (guanine-N7)-methylation.